CGUCGUUCUCGAAUCUUGUCUCUUCUUUCUUCAUCUUCUUCUCCCUUCUCUCUGUCCCUUAUCCCUACAUUCAUUCAUUCAACACAACGUUCCCAUGGACCAAUCUUGGGAAAAUUGGCCUCUUCAUUCGGAAUUUGGUGAUGAUGAAGAAUUUUUGAGAGACAUAAUAUUGCAGCCACCUGUUACAUAUUCUGGAAGCAGUUUAUCAUCAUCUUCUAAUGAGAUGGACGGUUCAGAUUGGUCAGGAAAAAAGGUUCAUAACCCUUCAACAACGUUGUCAAGUAACACUCCUAGUCCUAGGACAUUUAUUUUGUCUUUUGAUAAAUCAACAAUAAUACCAGCUACUACUACACAAGAUGAAGAUGAAGAUGAAGAAAAAGAAGAACCACGAAUUAAAAGUAGAAGCUGUGGAAAAUCUAAUAAUGAUAAUAAGAGGAGUUUGGAAUUACCAAAAGUGAAAGUGAGUAGUAGUACAAAAAGUGGAAAAAAAAGUAGAAGUGAUUCUCAGUGUAUGGAUCACAUUAUGGCUGAGAGAAAAAGGAGAUUGGAAAUAGCACAAAAGUUCAUUGCACUUUCAGCUACUAUUCCUGGCUUGAAGAAGACGGACAAGACCUCUAUACUUUGCGAAGCAAUUAAUUAUGUGAAGGUACUUCAAGAACGUGUGAAGGAGCUAGAGGAACCAAACAAGAAGAGCAAAGAAUCAACAAUAAACCUAAAAACAAAUGAGAAAUCAGUCGUUGAUGUCAAAGCAAGAGUUUUGGGAAAUGAGGUACUCAUUGAGAUGCAUUGUGAGAAGGAAAAUGGCAUUGAGCUCAAAAUAUUGAACCAUCUUCAAAAUCUUCAUUUGAUUGUCACUGCAAGCACUGUAUUUCCUUUUGGGAAUUCAAAUCUUGGCUUUACUAUUGUUGCUCAGAUGGGUGAUGGGUACAAAUUGACAGUGGAUGAUCUGGUGAAAACCCUACAGCAAGUGCCUUUGAUUAAUAUGAGGAGGAGGAAAGAGACCAUCAAUAAAUUAGAAUUCGGUCAUAAGUUACAGGAAAUGGAUAUUGAAAAUUGGUUGGAGAUGUGCCAAGAAGAAGACUACCUUGGUGACUACAUGGUACAUGAUCAAUUGUCUUUAGAAGCCCCGGCCAUGGCCGGGGCAGCCACAGAAAAUACACUACAAGAAAUUUGCCACAUACCAUCGGUAGUUUCUAGUGAGAUGACGAAGCAGCUACCUCAUCCGUCCACAUCCUCUAAAACUUGCACUGUCCCUUUUGAUAAUUCUGCAGUUAUACCAUUAAAAUCAUCUGUGAUAUCGUCCAAACCACCGCGUCCUCCAUGUUCAGCAAAAAAGAGGACUUCUGAGAAACUAAAGAGCUCAGAAGCAAAAGCAAUUACGAAAGAAGGAGAAAAGAAGAUUAUGGUAGAGAGGAAAAGGAGACUUGAACUCGCACACAUGUUCAAAGAGCUUUCAGCUACAAUUCCUCGCUUCAAGAAGACAGACAAAGCUUCUAUAGUUAUGGGAGCUAUCAAUCACGUGGAACAACUCAAAAAACGAGUGAAGGAGUUAGAACAGCAAAACAAUAGAGGCAAAGAACCUAUAACACUCCACAAUGAAUUGCUCCCUUAUGUCAAAGCAAAAGUGUUGGACAAAAAUAUACUCAUUUACAUCAAUUGUGAGAAACAAAAUGGCAUUGAACUCAACAUAUUAGAAAUGCUUGAAAAUCUUCAUUUGUUUGUCACCAGCACCAGCGUAUUGCCGUUUGGUAGUUCAACUCUUGGCAUCACUAUCAUUGCCAAGAUGGACGAUGCAUACAAAAUGAAGAUGGUCGAUCUAGUGGAUAACAUAAGGCAAUUGUUGUCGAAUGGUUCUGCAAAUCAUCCGACAUGAUGACGUAAUCUUGUACUCUGGUAUAUUAUUCGAAUUUUUUUUUCGCGGUCAUA
Molecule: messenger RNA, 1926 nt
Organism: Trifolium pratense (red clover)
Lineage: Eukaryota; Viridiplantae; Streptophyta; Magnoliopsida; Fabales; Fabaceae
Exons: 8
Coding region: 95-1873 (592 amino acids)
Molecular function (GO): protein dimerization activity
Source: RefSeq, a predicted model, not a curated record